Molecule: messenger RNA, 3109 nt
Organism: Mya arenaria
Lineage: Eukaryota; Metazoa; Mollusca; Bivalvia; Myida; Myidae
Product: mucin-2-like
Exons: 14
Coding region: 309-1931 (540 amino acids)
Source: RefSeq, a predicted model, not a curated record
ACUAAAUACAUUAAAUGAAUACAAUGAAUACAAUUCUGCUUAAAUCUUAACACCGUGGAUGAACAGGAUGUUUAAUAUACCAGCGUUGAGAACGAUAUGAAGAUUUUAAGCAGUAAAAAUCUACAUGAAUAUUUGUAAUCUACAAGCCGACCAUUCCGCUGAAGAUCAGCUUAAAAGUGCAUCUGAGAAUAAAAGAAAGACUUUUGAGAAUGACUAUUGUAAAAUAGAACUUAAUUGUAGGUAUAUGAACAUAUUUGUUUUCUAAGAUUGAAUGGAUCAUACAGAUCAGUAAUUGUGAAACUGAACUGAUGUACAGAGACAUUUCCAAAGAUAGAAUGAGCACCACAGAAAAGGACUAUACAGAUCUUGCUAUUCGUGAAACGGACCAUGUGUAUAUAGAUAUUUCCCUAGAUAGAAUGAGCUCCCAAGAAAGGGACUAUACAGAUCUUGGUAAUCGUGAAACAGAACAUAUGUAUGGAGAUAUUUCCAAAGAUGAAAAGAACGCACCAGAUAAUAACUAUACAGAUCUUACUGAUCGUGGAACGGAACAUAUGUAUGGAGAUAUUUCCAAAGAUGGAAUUGUCGUUCCUGAAAAUGACUACACAAAUCUUGGUAAUCGCAAAGCGGAACAUAUAUAUGGAGCCCUGAAAAAACAUGUUGUAAAUGAUGAAGCGAAACCAAGGAGUGGUGCUUUCCUGACUGCAAAGAUACGCUUGAUCGCGUUUGUCUCCAUCUUUGUUAUGUGUUCGGUAACAUCGGUUGUUGUUAUUGUUUUGCUAACACAAAACUCGGGAGAAGAAUCCACCAUAUCAACACAAAGCACAAGUGAGUGCAUCACCGGCACAAGUAAAGAUAUAGAGACAACCACAAAUUUAAACACAAAGACUUUGAGCGCCACACAAUUUCUAGCGCCGAACACGACAAAUGAAGUUUCAGUUACGACAGGACAGUUACCAGCGAAAACAACUGAAUUAACAACACCUCCUUCACUAACCGCGAUUACUGAAGUUUCAUUUACGACAGGACAGUUACCAGCGAAAACAACUGAAAUAACAACACCUCCUACACUAACCGAGAUUACUGAAGUUUCAGUUACGACAGGACAGUUACCAGCGAAAACAACUGAAUUAACAACACCUCCUACACUAACCGAGAUUACUGAAGUUUCAGUUACGACAGGACAGUUACCAGCGAAAACAACUGAAUUAACAACACCUCCUUCACUAACCGCGAUUACUGAGGUUUCAGUUACGACAGGACAGUUACCAGCGAAAACAACUGAAUUAACAACACCUCCUACACUAACCGAGAUUACUGAAGUUUCAGUUACGACAGGACAGUUACCAGCGAAAACAACUGAAUUAACAACACCUCCUACACUAACCGCGAUUACUGAAGUUUCAGUUACGACAGGACAGUUACCAGCGAAAACAACUGAAUUAACAACACCUCCUACACUAACCGAGAUUACUGAAGUUUCAGUUACGACAGGACAGUUACCAGCGAAAACAACUGAAUUAACAACACCUCCUUCACUAACCGCGAUUACUGAAGUUUCAGUUACGGCAGGACAGUUACCAGCGAAAACAACUGAAUUAACAACAUCUCCUACACUAACCGAGAUUACUGAAGUUUCAGUUACGACAGGACAGUUACCAGCGAAAACAACUGAAUUAACAACACCUCCUACACUAACCGAGAUUACUGAAGUUUCAGUUACGGCAGGACAGUUACCAGCGAAAACAACUGAAUUAACAACACCUCCUACACUAACCGAGAUUACUGAAGUUUCAGUUACGACAGGACAGUUACCAGCGAAAACAACUGAAUUAACAACACCUCCUUCACUAACCGCGAUUACUGAAGGUUCGAUUUCGAGCUGGGUGGAUUGGACAUCUCGAGCUAUACCGGUAAAGCAAAGUUCAAAGUAAGCCUUGGCGAAGGAUAUCUACUCGCUCCAGAGCAAUCCAUCUCUCUUAAAGUAACAAGCUAUGGUGGAAAAGAGUCUGCAAUAGCAAACACAACACUGGGUGUUUUAGAAUACGACAUAGUCCUGUCGACGGUGAUAAUAUUCUCUGUGUUGAGUACAAGUGUAGCGGAAUGUACGAUCCGGGUUUUGGAAAUAAUUUUGAUGAUACGGAGGUUAAAGUAAUUCUUAAAUAUAACAAUAUAUAAUGGCGAGGUCAAAAGCGUCGACGCGCUUGAAAGCUUACAGCGAGCCUCAAAUCUGAGAUGCCUGUCUUCAGACCAAACGACAGGGAAUAACGAUGUUGUUGAUGGGGGAUAUAUUGCUCAAUUUACUUGCUUCUGAUGUUGCUUGACUUAUUUUGACGACAUUUAUUUCUGCUAUUCUUGCUGAUGUUAUAUUUUGAAUUAAAACACGAGUUCGUUAAACAUGCUAUUUACAAUGAAGUGCAUAUCUGUCAGUGUGCAACUGCUCAGCUACGGUGAAGUGAACCUGCAAUACCUAACAUAACUUUUGUGUGUUUUGAAUACGACUUUAACCCAAUGAUAACAUUCUCUGUGUUGAGUACAAAUGCUGCGGAGUGUAUAAUCUGGGGUUAGGAAAUAACUUUGACUCUACCUUGGUCACAAUUACACUAAGAGAGUGCUUGGAAAUUGUUCAGUUUUUAAGUUUUUUACACAUCGGAAAAACUAGAUGUAGUUAAGUAUCAGACAACUCAAUAUUUGCCCUCGUGCGAACCUCUAUCUGUCCAAUCAUAAAAAAUGCCCCAUUUGUCAAGUUUGACCUGUAUACAUGUGGCUAUAUAUCAACAAUUAAUAAACAGCUUCCAAUAUAAACAUGACUUUGCUAUCUUAAAUCUUAAUUUAUCUUAAUUUCAGUACUUGUCAAUAACUUGAUUCCGCAUACUGUGAAAUCAUUAAUGUUCGCUGGACAUUAAUGUUCGUGGUUUUCGUGAGUUGGAUGAUCCACGAAUUCAAGAACCAACGAAAUAUAGAACCUUUAUUUACCUUUUCAAUUGCCACGUUAUGUACAUACUCUAUUAUAUUAUGUAGGUCGUAGUAUACAGCGGUAUACAGUGUAAAUACCCAACUAACUGUAUAUCUUACUAUUAUUGUUUUGUUAAUAUAUUGCAUCAAAUAAAUA